AUGAAGAUUCCACUUCUUGAACUCAAGAGGCACAAGAAAAGCCUUUCUAAUCCUAUAUCUGAUAAACGAAUUACUGAAAAUAUGCUAGAUGGGGAUUAUCUGACUCCAGAGGAGCGUAAUCAAGUUAUUAACAAAUUAACCAUGCGUUUCUCUGAUUCUCCAAAAUUGGACAAAGAUUAUAGUAUAGAUAAGGAAGGCGAGCACCAGAGUGAUUCCUAUUGGAUUUUCGGUUCACAUUGUCCAAUAUGUAGAGAAAAUCAUAUGAGUUUACAAGGUAAUUGGUGGUUUGAUAAUCGAAGUAAAAAGAUAUAUUAUUUGUGUUGCGAUAAUUUAAAAGAGCCGGGAAUUUCUAUUGAUGAGGUAUUAGAAGCUUAUACUGAAAAUUCAGAACCGAUUCAGGAGUUAAAAACUCAAUGCUUCACAUCACCUAUCCCUUGGAAUAAUGCUCUUAAAUUUCCGAAUAAAACCAUAGCAGUGGAAGCAUAA
This is a messenger RNA of Entrophospora sp. SA101, 486 nucleotides long. NCBI's taxonomy places the organism in Eukaryota, Fungi, Glomeromycota, Glomeromycetes, Entrophosporales, Entrophosporaceae. The record is from the annotation of a GenBank genome assembly.